Molecule: messenger RNA, 469 nt
Organism: Hibiscus syriacus
Lineage: Eukaryota; Viridiplantae; Streptophyta; Magnoliopsida; Malvales; Malvaceae
Product: histone H2A.6
Exons: 2
Coding region: 64-465 (133 amino acids)
Cellular component (GO): nucleosome
Molecular function (GO): DNA binding; structural constituent of chromatin; protein heterodimerization activity
Source: RefSeq, a predicted model, not a curated record
UUUUUCUUCUUCCCACGUUACUUCAAGCGCUUAUAUACAUUAAUUUCCAUCCCCAGUCUAAAAAUGGCUGGUCGGGGCAAGACUCUCGGAUCCGGAGCGUCAAAGAAGGCAACAUCGAGGAGUAGUAAGGCCGGGCUUCAGUUUCCGGUUGGUCGAAUUGCUCGGUUCCUUAAAGCCGGGAAAUAUGCUGAACGGGUCGGAGCUGGAGCUCCGGUUUACCUCGCUGCCGUUCUUGAAUAUCUUGCCGCUGAGGUCCUUGAGCUUGCUGGAAACGCAGCCAGAGACAACAAGAAAACCCGAAUUGUGCCGCGUCAUAUCCAGCUUGCCGUAAGGAACGAUGAAGAGCUGAGUAAACUACUGGGUGAUGUGACCAUUGCCAACGGUGGUGUAAUGCCCAACAUCCAUAACCUUCUCCUCCCAAAGAAAGCUGGAACCUCCAAGGCAUCCGGUGGUGAUGACGAUUAGAUUA